AUGAAGGGGCUGAAGAAAGCCGUGCUGUCACGGACAAAGGCUGGAUCCGACGGCAAAGCCAAGCCGUCCAACUCGAAGCAGUCCAACUCGCCAUCGCCCGGUCCUUCGUCUCCUGGCCCCACAAGCGGCUCGAACAAUAAUGUGACGGCCUCUGCCCCAACGGGCGGCGCCCAGGACUCGGCCUCUUCUGGCAAUCCCGCUCCUCCUCUGGUGAUCAUCUCGGGUGCGCCUCAGCCACCACUCUACACGGAAAUGCCUGCCGACCCGAUCCCACACUCACCGCGCCAGUUUGGCUCGCCCGAUCGCGGACCGGACGGCCAGCCCACCCCUCCCAAGGCCAACCCGCUCAACCGUCUGCGUGGACCAAAGGACACGAUUCCCAUUGUUGGCAAGACGCCUCGCAAGCAACGUAGCUCGCGAUUCUACGUCACCGAACGCGUCGACAUUGAGAAGCUGCCUAACUUUAACGAGGUCCGUCCUGAGGAGCGCAACGACCUAUUCGUCCGCAAGCUCCAGCAAUGUAGAGUCGUGUUCGACUUUAACGACGCGAGCUCGGAGCUGCGUGGUAAGCAGGUCAAGGCGCAGACUCUACACGAGAUGCUUGAGUACAUCACUCAGCAGCGCGGCGUUAUCACUGAAAACAUUUACCCAGAGGUCGUCGGCAUGUUCUCAGCCAACUUGUUCCGCUCGAUUCCACCGCAGGUCAAUCCCACUGGCGACGCGUUCGACCCCGAGGAGGACGAGCCCGUGCUCGAGCUCGCGUGGCCACACCUCCAGAUAGUGUACGAGUUGUUCCUGCGCUUCGUUGAGAGCGCCGACUUCAACACCAACAUCGGCAAGAGGUACAUUGACCAGGCGUUUGUGCUGCAACUCUUGGAGCUCUUCGACUCGGAGGAUCCUCGGGAGCGUGACUUCCUCAAGACUACACUUCACCGCAUCUACGGCAAGUUCCUCAACCUCCGAGCCUUCAUCCGCCGCUCGAUCAACCACGUCUUCUUCCAAUUUGUUUACGAGACCGAGAGGCAUAAUGGCAUUGCCGAGCUGCUCGAGAUUCUGGGCUCGAUCAUCAACGGCUUUGCCCUCCCCCUCAAGGAGGAGCAUAAGAUCUUCCUCACGCGCGUGCUGCUCCCGCUGCACAAGGCCAAGUCGCUCGCGCUCUACCACCCCCAACUCGCGUACUGUGUUGUUCAGUUCCUGGAAAAGGAUCCCGCGCUGACCGAGGAGGUCAUCUUAGGCCUCCUGAGGUACUGGCCCAAGGUCAACUCACCCAAGGAGGUCAUGUACCUCAACGAGGUCGAGGAGAUUCUAGACGUCAUCGAGGGCGCCGAGUUUGCCAAGAUCAUGCAGCCUCUCUUCUCGCAGCUCGCGCGCUGCAUCAACUCUCAACACUUCCAGGUCGCAGAGCGUGCCCUCUACUACUGGAACAAUGAGUACAUUGUUAACCUCAUGGGCGAGCACAUUGCCAUCAUCCUCCCAAUCGUCUUCCCGGCGCUGUACCAGAACUCGAAACAACACUGGAACCGGACGAUCCACUCGAUGGUCUACAAUGCGCUCAAACUGUUUAUGGAGAUCAAUCCCGAGCUCUUUGACGAGGUGCAGCACAACUACAAGCGCGAGCGCAAGGAAGAGUAUGACCGCUCGGUUGCGCGCCAUGAGGAGUGGAUCGCUGUCCGUGAGCAGGCACUGGCCAACUACAAGGCGAGCGGAUCGACGCUGCCGCUUCCCGAACUUCUCUCCCGGUCGCCACCUCCGCGCCCCGAACCGUUUGAGGAAGAUGGCGACGGAUCGGUCGACCUGACAGCCAACGGGUUCGACGUCAGCGAGAGCUUUACGCUUGAGCGCUCGAUCGCCGACGACAUUGUGGCUGACCCGGGCAUUGAACAGCGGAGCCCCGAUUCGCCCGUCCUAAACGCGGCGGUCGCUCCUGGUGGCAGCCAGCCACAGACGCCCCCACACAUGAGGAGGAAGUCGGUGCUGCCGAUCGACCCCGCGGUAAUGCGGGAUCUCGAGGCCCACCGCAGCCUCGACAACGAGGGUGCUGCUGCGCAGACACAAUAG
Messenger RNA from Cutaneotrichosporon cavernicola, 2058 nucleotides. RefSeq lists its product as uncharacterized. Gene Ontology annotation, molecular function: protein phosphatase regulator activity. The record is from RefSeq and is a predicted model, not a curated record. Bases 1 to 2058 code for a protein of 685 amino acids. Gene Ontology annotation, biological process: signal transduction. Gene Ontology annotation, cellular component: protein phosphatase type 2A complex. The transcript has 6 exons. Lineage: Eukaryota; Fungi; Basidiomycota; Tremellomycetes; Trichosporonales; Trichosporonaceae.